AUGUCGGAAGAACAACAUUAUCGCAUGAGACUCAGUUCUCGAGACACACCAUACCAGUCACCAUCUGCCAUCACGACUACCGAGGUCGAAUCUCUUGCUGCAUUCCUGAAAGAAGCCGCGAGCAACGACUCUUCCUCAUCAUCACCAACACAUUCUCGCCACAGACGAAGAUCUUCAAAUGUGCAGAAUCGAGGACGAAAAUCUUCACACUCCCAAAAUCGAAAUUGGAGAGCUACGCACUCACAAGGACCUCGAAGUCCUCCACGCCAGAGCCCAAAGCCCACAAAUGACUUUACGGACAACAAGAAUGGCGUACGAGCCUGGCAGCGCUCAGCCGAAUCGGCAGGCGGCCACGGCAACAUCAAAUCAGACAAACGCAUCUCCUCGACCUCUCCCGUCAACCGCACCCGGGACGCAAGAGUCGACAAACAUGCCAGUUUACGCAACUCCUCACCAAGACCAUCAACAUGUGUCAAUGGCACACCCUCACAAACACACAAGAACCAGCACCAGCCUCGCCAACAACAAAAGCAGGCUCCAGCUGCUCGCGGCACGCGAAUCACAUCUCAACACAUCCUCUUCUGGGGCGGUCCGUUGUCAAAUUGGAACAUCGGCUUCCCCUUCUCCGGCCGCCACGCCAUGGAUUUGUUGAUCACACGCCUCGGCGAAGCCGGCAUAAAGGCACAUCCAUCUCGCACGGCGCUGGCCACAGAACUCAUGGCCCGCCACGACUUCGUAUGCGGCGAGCAGUUCAUGAUGGCCUGUAAGGGAUGGCUAUUCGAACGCAUGCUUCCAGGCGCCGAGCUCGACACUGCAAACAUGCAAGACACACACAUUCAGCGUAUCUGCGACAAGGUACUACAUUUCUACGACGACACACAAGCCCAAGACAAGACCGAAACAAGCACGCCAGUACUUGACGGCCAAGGAAUCGACUACGAAGCACUGCACAAUGGGACUAUGGUAUCGUGCAUCAACACGCCCUCACCUCGCGAUCAGAAAGCAAUCGGUCGCCGCGCCCGAGGCUUCAACGAGCCAGUAUGGACAAAAGCUUCUACACCCGUCGUGGUGGCGGGCAGUAUUGCGCGCGCUGAAGUCGAUGCCGAACUGCGGGCGUUGUACAAGGGUGCUUCCCGCGGACGGAAAUUCGUGGAGGGAAGUCCGAUGGACAAGAUAUGGGGGAUUGGUUUGAGGUGGGAUGAUCCCCGAGCUGACGACGAGAUAAAGUGGAAAGGGGAAAAUAGGCUUGGAAAGUGCCAUGAUUUGGCGGCGGCGUACAUCAGAGAUGGAAAAGAGUGGGCAUGA
Exophiala viscosa is the source of this 1305-nucleotide messenger RNA. RefSeq lists its product as uncharacterized. The transcript has a single exon. NCBI's taxonomy places the organism in Eukaryota, Fungi, Ascomycota, Eurotiomycetes, Chaetothyriales, Herpotrichiellaceae. The coding region runs from base 1 to 1305 and encodes 434 amino acids. The record is from RefSeq and is a predicted model, not a curated record.